CUAAAACCACUCUUCAUCUUGUUGGAGCCGACGAGAAGGGGAAGGAAAACACAGAGAGGAGAAGAAAUCGACAAUGGUGAAGUUCCUCAAGCAGAACAAAGCCGUGAUCAUCCUUCAAGGCCGUUAUGCCGGCCGGAAGGCGGUCAUUAUUCGUGCGUUCGAUGACGGAACGCGUGAUAGGGCUUAUGGCCACUGCUUGGUUGCCGGGAUAAAAAAGUAUCCGGCGAAAGUCAUCCGAAAGGACUCCUCCAAGAAGACUGCUAAGAAAUCCCGUGUCAAGGCCUUUAUCAAGCUCGUCAAUUACAGGCACCUGAUGCCUACCAGGUAUACUCUCGAUGUCGAUCUUAAAGACGUUGUCACUAUCGAUUCAUUGCAAUCCAAGGACAAGAAGGUCACUGCUGCUAAGGAGACCAAGAAGAGGUUUGAGGAAAGGUUCAAAACCGGGAAGAACAGGUGGUUUUUCACCAAACUCAGGUUCUGAAGAGAUUUAUCUGGUUUGUUAUGUUGUGGAUUUAUUCUGGAUUCUCAAGUAUUCGUACUUCGUUUUGUUUUUAUAAACAGAGUAGUUUAUUUGGACCUACCUUUUUCAAUGAACGUACUCUAAUCGUUUGGAUGAGAAAUUUUCAGCGUUUGUAAAGCUACUGAUAAAUCAGUUAUUCUUAUAUGUCAAAUUAAUUUAGUUCAAGUGUCUAGCUUCUUUG
Molecule: messenger RNA, 701 nt
Organism: Cucurbita pepo subsp. pepo (vegetable marrow)
Lineage: Eukaryota; Viridiplantae; Streptophyta; Magnoliopsida; Cucurbitales; Cucurbitaceae
Product: large ribosomal subunit protein eL27y
Biological process (GO): translation
Cellular component (GO): ribosome
Molecular function (GO): structural constituent of ribosome
Source: RefSeq, a predicted model, not a curated record